CGGCAAUGGCGACCAUGGCGCCGUCCAACGCGGCGGCGGCGGCAGUGGUGUCGCGCGACCGCACCGCCGCCGCCCCGGCCUUCUCGCGCCGCCUCCGGAUGCCGGCGCGCCCGGCUCGCGGGAUGCGGCUGCGGGGCCGCGGCGGGGCGGUGCUCGCGACGUCCGUGGCCGCGCCCGCGGCGCCGGCCGGCGCCGAGGAGGUCGUGCUGCAGCCCAUCCGGGAGAUCUCCGGCGCCGUGCAGCUGCCAGGCUCCAAGUCGCUCUCCAACCGGAUCCUCCUCCUCUCCGCCCUGUCCGAGGGAACAACGGUCGUGGAUAACCUGUUGAACAGCGAGGAUGUCCACUACAUGCUCGAGGCCCUGGACGCGCUCGGGCUCUCCGUGGAAGCAGACAAAGUUGCAAAAAGAGCUGUAGUCGUCGGCUGCGGCGGCAGGUUCCCGAUUGAAAAGGAUGCCAAGGAGGAAGUAAAGCUCUUCUUGGGGAACGCUGGAACUGCGAUGCGGCCAUUGACGGCGGCAGUAGUAGCUGCUGGUGGAAAUGCAACUUAUGUUCUUGAUGGAGUACCAAGAAUGAGGGAGCGACCUAUCGGUGACUUAGUUGUCGGUUUGAAACAACUAGGUGCGAAUGUUGAUUGUUUCCUUGGCACUGACUGCCCACCUGUUCGUAUCAACGGCAUUGGAGGGCUACCUGGUGGCAAGGUUAAGCUGUCUGGUUCCAUCAGCAGCCAGUACUUGAGUUCCUUGCUGAUGGCUGCUCCUUUGGCUCUUGGGGAUGUUGAGAUUGAAAUUAUUGAUAAACUAAUCUCUGUUCCUUACGUUGAAAUGACAUUGAGAUUGAUGGAGCGUUUUGGCGUGACGGCAGAGCAUUCUGAUAGCUGGGAUAGAUUCUACAUUAAAGGAGGACAGAAGUACAAGUCCCCUGGAAAUGCCUAUGUCGAAGGUGAUGCCUCAAGUGCAAGCUAUUUCUUGGCUGGCGCUGCAAUCACUGGAGGAACUGUGACUGUCCAAGGUUGCGGCACCACCAGUUUGCAGGGUGAUGUGAAAUUUGCUGAGGUACUAGAAAUGAUGGGAGCCAAGGUUACAUGGACCGACACUAGUGUAACUGUUACUGGCCCACCACGUCAGCCCUUUGGAAGGAAACACCUAAAAGCUGUUGAUGUCAACAUGAACAAAAUGCCUGAUGUUGCUAUGACUCUUGCCGUUGUUGCCCUUUUUGCAGAUGGUCCAACUGCUAUCAGAGAUGUUGCCUCCUGGAGAGUUAAGGAAACCGAGAGAAUGGUGGCAAUCCGGACUGAACUAACAAAGCUGGGAGCAACGGUAGAGGAAGGCCCAGACUACUGCAUUAUCACACCACCAGAGAAGCUGAACGUCACGGCGAUCGACACCUACGAUGACCACCGGAUGGCGAUGGCCUUCUCCCUCGCCGCCUGCGCUGAGGUGCCUGUCACGAUCAGGGACCCUGGGUGCACCCGCAAGACCUUCCCCAACUACUUUGACGUGCUAAGCACCUUCGUGAAGAACUAGCUUGAUGAAAAUCUACAGUGUAUCGCGUUUGUACUUUUGUAGCCUGUCCAUGGUCUGAGGAAAUUUUUACUGUUUUGGUCUUCUUGCGAAAUGAUUUAUGAGUCUGUAAUACUAGUUUUGUAGCAUGGCGUGGGCCUUUUGAGGUAAAAUGGGUUGUAAUGCAUACUAAGUUCGUUUUGAAUAAGAAGCAAGUUAGGAGUACCAUAGACCA
This is a messenger RNA of Lolium rigidum, 1734 nucleotides long. RefSeq names its product 3-phosphoshikimate 1-carboxyvinyltransferase 2-like. Gene Ontology annotation, molecular function: 3-phosphoshikimate 1-carboxyvinyltransferase activity. Gene Ontology annotation, biological process: aromatic amino acid biosynthetic process; chorismate biosynthetic process. The record is from RefSeq and is a predicted model, not a curated record. NCBI's taxonomy places the organism in Eukaryota, Viridiplantae, Streptophyta, Magnoliopsida, Poales, Poaceae.